GGAUUGCACAGAGGAAGCUGUCUGACUGCACCAAGGAGAAGUUGUGCUACCUGAGUGUUUUUUUAUGAAUUGUCCGCAAAAUUUUGCUCGCGAACACCUUUGGAAUGUCUUAUUCACCAGGUGACUUAAUCUGGGCCAAGAUGCGUGGCUACCCGCAUUGGCCAGCCCGAAUCGAUCUUCCUGCACAAGACGAGAAAAUUCCUCCUAAAAAAUUUGCCAUCUUCUUCUUUGGUACUCACGAGACGGCUGUGAUGCAAGCCAAAGAUUUGUUUCCAUAUGAGAAGAACAAAGAUAAAUUUUUGAAAAACUCAAAUAGAUCAAGAAGAGGUUUCAAAGAAGCUUUAGUGGAAAUUUUGGAGAAUCCAAAGGUGAAAUGGGGUAUGCGUGGACAGGAUGUGGAUGAGCAAGAUUCAGAGGAUGAAGAGGGAGAAGGAGACGAAGAUUCUGGGGAUGAGAAGAAGUUAGAGGAUGAAGACUCUGAUGAAGAAGAUACUAAGCCAUCAAAUCAGGAAGCAAGCAAUGAAGAGAGAAAAAUGAAGAUAUCACAGGGCAAAAAGAGACGCAAGUCAGAGUCAGACAAGGAAAGUUCUUUAGAAGAAACACCAGAAGAGGAAAGUUCAGAUGGUGAUAAAGAAGAAGAAUAUAAACCUGCUCCCAAGAAAAAGAGAGUGUCUUCCAAAGAGGCAGGGAAGAAAAGGAAAUCAUCAAAGGCCAUUAGUGACAGUAGCAGCAGCAGUUCAGAAAAUGAUGCUGAUCAGAAAGAAACAAGUGAAGAAGAAAGUAUACCAAAGAACAAGAGAGCAAAAACAAAAACAGAAGCAGAAGAUAAACCAAAGUUCAAGAAGGUGAAAGGAGAAGACAGAAAGAAAAAAGAUGAAGAUAAAAAGGAAGGGGAAAAGACAUCAGACGAGGAAAAGGACGCCAUUAAAGAUGGAGGGAAGAUAAAGGAAGAAGAUGAAGAAAAAAGCAAAGAUGCAGAGAGGAAAAAACAGGAGAAACUCCAAAAACUUGCAGAGAAGAAAGCAAUGUUAAAGGAAAAGAAGAAGAAAGAGAAACUUGAACAAAGGAAGGCUGAAAAACUGGCAGCUGAGAAAGCUAAAGCACUGGAGAAGGAAAAGGAAAAACAACGUGAGAAACAGGAACGGGAGAAAGAGAAGGAGAAGCUGAGAGCAAGACAAGAAAGAGAGAGGGAGAAGGCAAGGGAAAGGGCUGAAAGAGACAAACAGAGGGAAGAGGAAAGAAAAGAAAGAGAAAGAAGAAAAUCAACACCUCCUACAGUGGAAGAGAUUUUGGACAAAAUGAAUUAUGAUCUUGUGAUGUCUCUCACUGUCGAGGCUCCAGAUGUGCCAAGAUGUUUAAAAAUUAUCACUCAGAUCUUCGAAAUGGAGAUAAACCCAGAUAUCAUAAAGAAAAACCCAGACAUAGUUCAGACCAUUAAAAAGAUACGAAAUUACAAACAGAAUUCCAAAGUGCGAGAAAAAGCGAAUCAACUCUACGCGCAUUUUAAAUCACUGUUUAGCAUUUCUGGAUCAGAUUCGAGAAGAGAAAGUACUUCGCUUGAUCUGUCCUUAGUGCAAACUAACGAAAGAACAGAACAAAGUAGAGCAGAUGGCACGGAGGAACUUGAUAACAUUAAAGAAGAGACAUCCGCAGAACCCCACCUCACCCCUACUGAGAAUGGCGGUGAUCACCCUGUCCCCUCCACCGAAACCAAACUUGAGGAUAGUGGACACAGGAUCGAACAAACUUCAACGGAAGAUAAAGCUUCACUUGAAAACAAUACGAUAAUGGACGAUCUUACUCCAGAACCUUUGGAAGUAAUUAACGAUCCCACGGCGAAUUUAUCACCGUGUGAUAUGGAGAUAUCAAGCCCUGAUUGAAGGAUAACACUAUUACGUUGCGGAUGAUGUGUUUGUUAUGUUAUGUUUAGUAACUCUUAGGAGAUGAUCGAUCGAUUACUGGCCGAGGGAAGAAGUCUAACUCAAGAAAAACUGCGACGCCUGUUUUUAACAGAAAAGAACAUAAUCAUCUGUUUUAAGAUUUCGUCCAUUUUGAUGUUAUGAGGCUUUCGUCAAAUGAGAUUCUCCCUGUUUAACGUUUUGUUCCAACAAGAGUUAGAGUUAGGGUCUGUUCUCAAACUGCAUCAUUUUUAAUCUCUGUACUGUAUGUUGUUUUCUUAGUUCCUAUUUGUUCUUUUACCUCAUUUGUAAUAUUAACUUUACGAACGUUAACGGCGUAAAUUUAUCAAAGCGCAUGUCAGAAGUUACGACGCUGGUCAUUGAAACGUGGCUUCAUAAUUUGUGGGUCUUGGGGUGGGGUGACACUGGAUGCAUCAUCUGCGACAAAACAACAGAAGACGAUGAACGCAUGUUUUCAACAUUUUUUUCGUUUUUUUGUUAAAGAUCCAUCAGCUUCUUUAUCAGCUGAUGAUGGUUCACCACUUUUAGUCCCCUUUAGAUCUCGUCUUCUCCCUUAACAAAACAUAUUUUUAACCAGUAAAUAUUAGAGAAAGCAGAGGUAAUACAAAUUAAAGAGAGAGGCUUCACCGAAACAUAAUUAAAAGACAUUAUGAAAAAGAUGAUUUA
This is a messenger RNA of Pocillopora verrucosa, 2585 nucleotides long. Its product is annotated as hepatoma-derived growth factor-related protein 2-like. NCBI's taxonomy places the organism in Eukaryota, Metazoa, Cnidaria, Anthozoa, Scleractinia, Pocilloporidae. The record is from RefSeq and is a predicted model, not a curated record.